Messenger RNA from Gadus morhua (Atlantic cod), 1713 nucleotides. Its product is annotated as sterile alpha motif domain-containing protein 9-like. The transcript has 3 exons. Gene Ontology annotation, cellular component: cytoplasm. The annotation marks the transcript as partial. Lineage: Eukaryota; Metazoa; Chordata; Actinopteri; Gadiformes; Gadidae. The record is from RefSeq and is a predicted model, not a curated record. Gene Ontology annotation, molecular function: protein binding.
AUGAGGAAAAGUGAGCCAUCCCAGGUGCACCUUCUUCACAACCAUCCAAUUGGACGGAUUUCAGCAUGGCAGAAGGCUAGAGUAAUCGCGUUUAAUCCUUCCUGUUCCCUUACUAGGAACGAAGUGACAACAAAGAUUGCCAUCCUGGACGUUCUCGAUGAAGAUGCCUUUAAAGGAGAAAUCAUAGACCCAGAUAUUGCACGACAAACAGAAGUCAAUUUUUACCACGGGGCUCCGCCCCUUUGGUUGAAUUUCGACCUUGCUGAAAAAAACAAAGAUGAAGACCUUCUCAUUAAACGGGUUGGGUAUGAUAGACUUCUUCAGCAGAUCUCGAACAACAAAUCUGGAGUACAUUUAAACCACAAGCCAGGGAGUGGUGGCACCACAUUGGCCAAGCAGCUUCUCUGGGACGUGAGAAAAUCAUUCAAGUGUGCUGUUCUAGUCGACCCCAGCUUAGAAAGCUCGCUGAUCGCGACCGCUGUGAUUGAUCUCUACGCUGCUGACGAAUCAAACAACCGUAAGACUGUGCUUCUGUUGGUGCAGGAUGGAAACAUGAGCACUCUCCGAGAGAGUUUUGUGGCAGAAUUGUCUAAAAGGAAUAUCAAUUCAGAUAAACCCGUCUUUGUCAUACUUAACUGUGUGAGGAUUGCCCACAUCAACGCUGAACGCUCUGAUGAUGUCAACCUUGUCGACCACCUCACUGGUGAUGAGAAAAAGAAAUUUGAUGCCAAAAAAGAGUGCCUUAAACGCAGGUAUCCUGAUAUUUUUCCCACAUUCCAUGGCUUCAACAUUAUGAAAAGCGACUUCUCCCAAGACUAUGUAAAACGGGCAUGGGAUGCUUGCAGGCCUCUAGUCUCAAAUCGUGGUCCCCAGCCUAUUGCUUGCCUGUGCCUGUUGAACAGCUAUGUCCCGGGCUCCAUCUUUCUAAAAAGUUGCUGUGAUAAAUUUGAAGAGACAAUGAGACCUUUCCUUCACCUGACGGUCAGCUUCAAUCUCAAUGGCAGUGCUGAGGUCCUCCGCAUGGCUCAUCCAAUGAUAGCAGAGCACGGCACUCAGGUCUUCCAUGAAGCAGGCGUGGGCAGAAAGGUCACGGCAUUUACCUUGCUGAAAAGCCUAUGCACUGAGGACCAUGUCCUGUUUCUAUCUGAGUUCAUUAAAAAGCUGCUCAUCACACGACAAGAAGAUGAUUCUGGAAAUUAUCUGUUUUUCUCCAGAUUGAUUUUAGACAUUAAGACUGGGAAUGCUGAGACCGGGAAAAAAAUGUGUUUAGAGGUUUUAAUGGAGGCAUUCAAAAUAUUUCCUCUGAUAGGGAGCUACCCCCAGACGCUUUCUCGUUUCUAUUACCUAGAGAUGACUGACUACUCGAAAGCAUUGCAAUGGGCAGGGAAAGCAAAAGAAAUCGCUCCUUACAACUCCUUUAUUGCUGACACAUUGGGACAAGUCUACAAACAUCAACUGAACAGAGAACUCAAAAAUGAGUUAAACCCAAACACCUUAACUACAAUCUUUUAUCUUGCAAAGAACGCCUUCGAAGCAUUUGAACAUGCAGAGAAUCUUGCAGAAAACGAGUCGACUAUUUUCAACGUCAGGCCAAUAUCGUCUUACUUGAAAGUUGCAAACAAUCUUUUUGAACGGAAGGAAGACCUAGAGAAAGCGACCAAAAGAAAAAAAAGAAAAGAAUAUAAUGAACUGAUAUCCCCUAUCUCUGAUAAG